AUGUCAGGCGACGACUCAGGCCAGUGGACGGAUGAGGACAGCCACGAACUCAAACGCGUCAAGGUCUACGAGCUCAUCGGCUCGCGCUGGGUCGACCAGGGUACGGCUUUUUGCUUCGGCGACUUUCAGGACAAUGAAGCCCUUUUAAUCGCCCGUGCCGAGGCCGACUUCAAUCAUAUCAUUCUCUCCACCACCAUUCGAACCAACGAUGUCUACCAGCGACAGCAAGAUACACUCAUUGUGUGGACUGAACCCGAUGGAGUUGACUAUGCACUUAGUUUUCAGGAUCCCGAGGGCUGUGCUGAGGUGUGGCAUUUCAUUCAGCAGGUUCAGAGACAUUUGAACAACCGAGACGAAGCGGGCCUUUCGUCUUCUCCUCUCAUAGGUCCCGAGCCGUCCAUUACGACCACUAGCAUAAUUCGGUCUGGACACCUACCGCCACCUCGGCUGGGAAUCAUGGGGGAGAUUGAGAGGGCCAUCAAAACGCUAGCGAGAACAAAUGCAUAUAAGGAACGCAUAUGUGAGUACAUACAGACAGAGGAAUACAUUAAAGGCAUGGUGGAGGUCAUGAAUCAAGCAGAAGAUCUCGAGAGUCUAGAGAAUUUACACGCACUCUGCUCAUGUAUGCAGGCCAUUCUCAUGCUCAACGACCACAGUCUAUAUGAACAUAUACUGGAAGAUGACAUUUUCUUUGGCGUUGUCGGCAUGCUAGAAUACGACCCAGAGUUCCCCACCUAUAAGGCAAAUUAUAGAGAGUUCCUUCAUCAGACCUCUCGCUUCCAUCAACCGGUCCCUAUACGCGACGAGAUCAUUCAGAAGAAGGUACACCACACGUAUCGUCUACAGUUCCUCAAGGACGUAGUUCUCGCUCGCGCGAUAGACGAUUCCACCUUCAACGUGCUCAAUUCGUCCAUUAUUUUCAACCAAAUCGACAUCAUCAAUCACGUACAAAGUGACAUCGUAUUUUUGCACGAGGUCAUCAGUUAUUUUGUUGACGACGAGGUGGCUACCAUGCUCGGGUUUGAGCCGAGGUCCAAGGAUACGCUGAAAGAUGUGGACAAGAUGGACGUCGAUUCGCCAGAAGUAAAGACCAACAGCGCAGCGUACCGUAACGGGAUCGACAACUCUUCACGUUCCAAGCCCCUUCCCGAUGAAGAAGUAGAACACAAACGCGAGGUCGUAUCCUUGAUUCAGCAACUGUGUGUCAUGGGUAAGAAUGUACAGCUUCCAGCGCGUAUGGCGCUCUUCAGGACCCUUGUGGACCGUGGGGUCCUGUUCGCUGUUCAAUGGGCGCUCGCACAGCCCGAGACGGGCGACAAUGGACGCCUGAUGAUCGCUACUGCCGGUGAAAUCCUCAUCACGCUGUUGGACCACGAUCUAAACGGAGUACGCGGUCACGUGCUCCGGUUCAUCGAGGCGGAGAAGGGAAAUGGGAAGAAAGCCGUAGAGAAAGAGACUAUCCUGGAACUCAUGUGUCGGAUCAUGGUGAAGAGCCGGGAACUUGAUGUCCAAAGCCAGGUGGGCGAGGCGUUGAGGACGCUGCUCGAGAUCCAGCCAGAUACUCCCGAUGCGCACCCGGCGGUAGGCAUGAAGAUGCUGCAGCGCGCUAAAGAUGACCCUGGAACGGAACGGUUUAUGGAAUAUUUCUAUAAGCAUUGUGCUGAGAUACUGUUCAGGCCGCUAUCUGAUCUUCCUGACUACAAGACUGUAACCGACUCACCAAUCUCCUUCUCGCGGGAAAAGGCAAACCUGUACCUCUAUCUAUGUGAUCUACUUUCCAGCUUCACGGUGCAGCACUCCUUCCGCAGCCAUUUCUUCAUCCUUUCCUCCAAUCAUGCACCUCGAAUAGCGUCACUGCUCAGCACCCGCGACAAACAUCUCCGUCUCGCCGCCUUCCGUUUCUUCCGUGCCUGCUUGAGGCUCAACAAUAUCAAUAUCUUCAAGCACCUCAUCAAGCAUGAUGUCUUCCAACCUAUCCUUGAUCUCACCAUCAGCGAGUCUCGGCGAGACAACCUGCUCAGCGCGUCGUGUCAAGAAUUCUUUGAACACAUCCGCAAGGAUAAUCUGAAGGAUCUCAUUGAGCACUGUAUGAUACGACAUGAAGCCAAGAUCAAGGCUCUGGCGGAGACACAUCUUGGAGGUCCUCGGUUCCAUAACUUCAUCCGGCGUUGGGAGAUGAAUAUCGCUCCGCCGCCCGAGGAGGAAGAAAAGAUCGAGAAACCUAUUCCACAUUCUGUACGCCGCUGGGGGCAGGGCCGAUUACUCGAGACAGAGGAAGAAGACUACUUCAAUGCCGACGACGACGAAGAGUUUUCGCCCGUCAUCAGCUCGCCGCCAACACGCGGCAUUGGCCUCAAACGAAAACGCAUGCGUGGCGGCAGUCUACCCGGGCGCGUCUCGCGACCGCCAAUGCCAUUGCAGCCACUCAGUGCACUGGUAGCGUACGACGACGGCGACGACUUGGGCGGACUCGGGCCAGUCGAAGACAGCGCACCCACUCCAAGUCCAUUACCACGCGCCCACCCAAUGUCCACUGGCUACUUCUCCAGUGACCGCCCCCCUCAUGACAUUCCCGCUAGCCCCCGUAUAUCCCACAAACAAAUUUUGUCUAAAACUACACCAUCCGAGCCUGCCAACGAAGACGAUCUCCUUGACCAGCUUUUCAAGGCGAGCGAGGCUGGGCGGCCACCAGAUUUGGCUGGUGCGAAGCGACGGCGAGAGGACGACGACGACGAGCUGUUGGAGCGUUUGGCGAGUAGAGCAAAGCGUCCGAGCGUUGGGCCCAGCCCCGAGAGAGGGAAGGAGAAUGCGGAGUCGCCGGUAACUGCGAAGGCAGCGCCUGCGAGAAGUGCCGAGGAGGGUCCUAAAAAGAUAAAACUAAAGUUUGGGGCAGUGGGUGCGGCGGUGGCAUCGGCCACAUCGCCCUCUGCACCUGCUUCUCCUUCAAAUCCUGGCAUUAAGGAAGGGGACAAUGGCUAG
This is a messenger RNA of Fibroporia radiculosa, 2979 nucleotides long. RefSeq lists its product as uncharacterized. NCBI's taxonomy places the organism in Eukaryota, Fungi, Basidiomycota, Agaricomycetes, Polyporales, Fibroporiaceae. Gene Ontology annotation, cellular component: protein phosphatase 4 complex; nucleoplasm. Bases 1 to 2979 code for a protein of 992 amino acids. The record is from RefSeq and is a predicted model, not a curated record. The transcript is spliced from 11 exons. Gene Ontology annotation, biological process: protein dephosphorylation; DNA damage response. Gene Ontology annotation, molecular function: protein phosphatase activator activity.